GUAGAGACAAGGAAACGCUGCAGGUGUGUGGAGUUGGCCAUAGUGAAUUUCAUUAGCUCGGCAGCACAAAUGGAGAAGAGUGAGAGCAAGGGCUGUGAGAGGUGAAGGACAGGCAGACCACGUGCACGUGUUCACAGUGAGAUCCCAGCAGUUAGUUUAGAGCCAUUAGAGAGCUGUUUAGUUGAUUUUAUUAACGGCAUAAGCGCUCAGCAAGCCAUGGCCCUUCUCACCAAUGGCGCACAGAGUCUGGGCUCCUAUUACUGCCUCAUCCGACGCAGGUUCAAGAGGAGGCGCAAGAAACGCUCUGAACGCAAAGCUGCAGUGGGGGCAAGGCUGCUCUCCGAUCAGAACAAGCCCGUCGCCAUGGAUGUGGAUGAGGAGGAGAACAUGAGUUCGAGCAGCACUGACGUUAAGGAAAACCGAAACCUGGACAACGUGUCCUGCAAAGAUGGAGUGGGAGUGGCUGAACAGCUCCCCAUUGGAAGUGGCAUGGGCGGUCGAAAGCGCCCCCUAGAGGAGGGAAACAAUGGUCACACGCACUCCAAGUUCCGGGCUAAGAAGCGCAAGAAAACGCCAGGGCCCGUCCUGCCCAAGAACGCUCUGAUGCAGCUGAAUGAAAUCAAACCAGGUCUACAGUACAAACUGCUGUCUCAGACAGGACCAGUCCAUGCUCCAGUUUUUGUCAUGACUGUGGAGGUCAAUGGACAGAUGUUUGAGGGCAUGGGCCCAACUAAGAAGAAGGCUAAACUGAAUGCAGCUGAGAAAGCGUUGCGUUCCUUUGUCCAGUUCCCCAAUGCCUCUGAGGCACACCUGGCCAUGGGUCGGACACUGACGGUGAACACAGACUUUACCUCUGACCAAGCUGACUUUCCAGACAUGCUCUUCAAUGGCUUUGAGACCCCAGCUGCACCUGAAGAAUCCUUUUAUCUUGGCUCCAAUGGUAGCAGCUCUUUAAACUCACUAGGGGAGUACCCACUGCCCACACCACCUGGCAGCAACCUUGUCCAGCCCCCACUGCCCCCUCCGUCGGCAUUCAGCUCGCCCUCCAGUGGUAAAAACCCAGUCAUGAUUCUAAAUGAGCUCAGGCCGGGCCUCAAAUAUGACUUUGUCUCAGAGAGUGGGGAAAGUCAUGCCAAAAAUUUUGUGAUGUCAGUAACAGUGGAUGCACAGACAUUUGAAGGCUCAGGGCGCAACAAGAAGCUGGCUAAAGCCCGGGCAGCGCAGGCCGCCCUCUCAGCUCUCUUCAACAUGCAGCUAGACCAGACACCAUCCCGGCAACCCAUUCCAAGAGAGGGAUUGCAGCUUCACCUGCCCCAGGUUCUGGCUGAUGCCGUCUCACGCCUGGUUGUGGAUAAGUUCAGUGAGCUGACAGACAACUUCACCUCCCCCCAUGCCCGACGAAAAGUCCUAGCAGGGGUCGUCAUGACAACAGGGACAGAUGUCAAGGAAGCACAGGUCAUUUGUGUCUCCACAGGAACCAAAUGCAUCAACGGUGAGUACAUGAGCGACCGCGGCUUGGCACUCAAUGACUGCCACGCUGAGAUAAUCGCCCGACGCUCGCUUAUCAGGUACCUCUACACUCAGCUGGAGUUCUUCCUCAGCAACAACAAGGAGGACCACCAGAAGUCAGUAUUUGUGCUGUGUGACAAGGGAGGUUACAGGUUAAAGGACAACGUUCAGUUCCACCUCUAUAUCAGCACCUCGCCCUGUGGAGACGCCAGAAUCUUCUCUCCACACGAGGCCGGAGUGGAAGAUCAAGGAGACAGGCAUCCCAACCGGAAAGCACGCGGCCAGCUAAGAACCAAAAUUGAAUCGGGAGAGGGCACCAUCCCUGUUAGAUCCAGCAACACCAUCCAGACAUGGGAUGGGGUGCUGCAAGGAGAGCGGUUACUCACCAUGUCAUGCAGUGACAAGAUCGCAAGGUGGAAUGUGGUGGGAAUCCAGGGCUCCUUGAUGAGCUACUUCACAGAGCCAGUCUACUUCUCCAGCAUCAUCCUUGGCAGCCUUUACCACGCUGACCACCUCUCCCGGGCCAUGUACCAGCGCAUCGCAGAUAUCGAGGACCUGCCCCAGCAGUUCACUCUCAACAGGCCUUUACUCAGUGGUAUAAGUAAUGCAGAGGCUAGGCAGCCAGGGAAGGCACCGAACUUCAGUGUGAACUGGACAGUGGGUGACCAGGCCCUAGAGGUGAUCAAUGCAACCACAGGCAAGGACGACAUGGGCCGCGCGUCACGUCUCUGCAAGCACGCCCUCUACAGCCGCUGGGUGCACCUGCACUCUAAGUUGUCGUCCAUCUUGCGGAUCAAGGUGCUCAAGCCCAGCUCCUACCAUGACGCCAAACAGGCAGCCACAGAGUACCACUCUGCCAAGCAGGCGCUCAUCAAGGCCUUCCACAAGGCUGGCCUGGGGGCCUGGGUCAAAAAGCCCAUUGAGCAAGACCAAUUCACCCUCAGCUCCUGAGGGAGUCAAGGGACCAAGGAAUUCCUAAAACCCCCGCUCUUUCCCCCUGACCCAGGCCUGAAAGAGAAGCCCUUAUUAACAACCAGCCCACAGAGACACUUACCUCCAUCCCAUGUGUCAGUACGCACGUGCACUUUGUACUUGUGGGAAUACACAUGCAUAGUUUCACAAACCAUCCAUAGCUCACAUUCUCAUUCCUCAGUGGACCUCACCAUGUCUUUUCUCAUCAUGUUUGUCCUUUUAUGGAUUUUAAUGGAUAAUGUUUUUUCAUCUAUUUGAUUUUGUUUUAAAACUGGAAUACGUGGUUUCUACACCAUUCAGCUCCCAGAAGAAUCAUGCGUUACAUGUGGAAGUUAAACAGUUUUGUCUCCUUUCUUGAUCAAUGAGUGUAGCCAGUUUAGGGUGAAAUGUAGCCUAGAAACAGAAACACAGGCUCUUUGUUGAGUGAUCAGACCUAAAUACACACACAUAUACAAUUAAUUGAAAGAUGCAUAGCUCUUCAGGAUGUAAAUCUAGUACUGAAAAGAAACAUAAAAUAGUUUUAAUAUGUAUGUGUUUACACGUAUGUUUACACAUUUAUGUGUAACGUAUGUUUUUUGCUUCGUUGCUUAGAUGACACUUCAUGUGCUUAGUUCUUGUAUUAAAGGUAAAAAUGUUGCAAAAUAUUGUGGCCCUGUUGAUUCACUGACAGAAUCUACAGUAGCUACAGGCCAGAUGAGACAGCUGUUUUGUUGAGUUUUAUGUGUUGAUCAUAUGCAUUGAAGUUCUAUAAGUUAUUUUAUGUCACUCCCAUUGCAUACUUGAACAGUGGGGGGUCGUGUUAACUCCUUCCCUCGCCUGGGUCCCGGGACAACGUUUGGGAGGUGCUGCACGUGGUAUAUUUUCCUUGACCUAAGCCAUGGCUUUGCAUGGGAACUGAACUGGGAGGCCCGCAGAGCAGAAAGCACGCAGUGGAGAGCCCCGAGCGUCCAUCACUGAAUGGUUUUGAAUGAAUGCCAGCAUCUUCCUCCACAGGCAGCUUUGAAUCUUUGUGUCUGUUUUUUAGAUUUCUUGUGAUUGAUUGUUUGUUUGUUGCUGAGAGAGGGGCAAGGACUGGUUUUUCUUUGUUUUUAAGAUUGGACCUUUGAGGAUGGGGUAACACUGCUGGGAACAUAGUGAUAGUAUAAAUAAACUCUCAGACAGUGUACUAAUGUCAGUCGUGGCAGGGAUCCGUGAUAGCUGUUAGUCAAACUAUUAACCGAAGACAUGGUUUAUGUACUGUGGUGCCACACGCAGUUUGAAAUGCAAACAUGCUGUAAUCCCUCCACAUACAGUACAUCUCUUUGGAACCACCCUGACCAACAGUGGUGUAAUAUGCAGUCCUUGUACGAACAGAUUCAAAAGUUGGACGCUAAUAUUGGAUCGAUUCUACCAGUAGGUUACAGCCAAAUGUAUCACAGUGUGAUGUGACUGUCGUCCUCCUCACUUCUGCAUCUGCUUCAGAAACAGGUACAUAGUUCAUAGUAAACGAGCCCAUAUUUAGCAGUAACUGCAGUGAAUACCUGUUCUCAGCUGUAGGAAGUGUAUGUGUGUGUCUGUAUGUCUCUGUGUACUCAGACGUCUUUAAGCAUACUCUGUGGAAUAUCCACCAAAGAUGAUGAUGUCCAUGUGUUUCUGCACCAGUAUUUUCCUUACAAAGAUGUUUUUUUAAUCUCACUUUUCUUUUUCCAGAAUCAACCCUUUACUGUUUGGGUUUUGUACUGUAUAUCCACAGAGCAAUGUAUUUUUUUGAUUUGUACAGAAUCACUGUAUCCCAUCGAGAAUGGGGAUAAUGAAAUAGUCAGGCUUCUUUAGUGCACCUGUAGCUGUCAGUGGCCACGUGUACGUUGUGACCUGCGAUCAUUAUUGCUGCAGUAUAGUAGUUCUGUGUCGAUAUGAGGAGUAACAGAAAUGGAGGAUUCUGUCCCCUGUACAAUCAGUUCGUCCCAACUUCUGAAAACUAUUUUAGAUCUGUGCCUGUUGCUGGGAUUGUGAAGAUGUUAAUGUUCCAGAGUAAGUAUUAGUGGUUCUGUGUGACUCACUGGGCACCAUAACGCAUGGCAUUAAUGCUGCUGAGGUUAUUACAGACUUCAUCCUCAUCGUAGCCACCCACAUAAAAAAACAAAAAAACAAUAUGCACUCUUUGGUGCCUCGACUGAAAGUGGCAUCCACCAGCUGGCACGUGUGAUGUCAUACUGUAUGUGUACCUUUUUCACAUAUACUUGGUUGUUUUGUGAGUCAGAAUUACAGAUGAUGUAAAUGGGAAUCUCCCAGAUUUGACUUAAAGGUAAAAACCUUGAAAUUGAGUUAAAUUAAUCAGAGGACAGUGGGAUCCUGAGCCCCCUGGCAAAGAGACCCAGACCAAAGUUACAAGCAAUACUUCUGAUGUCUCUUUUAAUGUCACUCCAUCACGAACAGGAGUGUGUAUGAGGUUUCCAUCCCCACAUGCUCAUUCAUUCUUUGUCCUUCCCCUAUGUUAUUCUCUCUCCACAAAGCUGUCUGGGGUGUUUUUUUUAUUUGUUUGUUUUUUGGUAUAUAUCCCCCCUAAAGACUGCCUGCUUCUGGAGUUUUGUUUUUCCUUUGACUGCACUAAAGAUGUCAACUGAUGAUGUCACUGAUUAAAAAAAACAGAAACCGUCCCCGUCUAUGGAUUGGAUGGCAACUAUCACAGCAAGAACUGAACUGCUUCUGCUUAACCCUUUGUGAAUCCUCGAUGAUGGUCAGUGCCCCCCCCUGUGCCCUGCAGCUUCAUCUGUAGUGGGUUUUUUGUUUGUUUCUUUGUUUGUGUGGUGAUUCCAGAGCAGUCGGUGUUUGCCCACUCUGUGUUUCAGAGCCACCGCUCCCUGUUCUCUCCCCGUUUUCUCUCUCCACCAACAGAAACCACAACCUUGCAUGUCCUACCAACACUGAAGCUGCACCUAGCAUGAUGACAAACUUUUAAAGGACUUGUGUAGGGA
Monopterus albus (swamp eel) is the source of this 5435-nucleotide messenger RNA. It is a transcript of the gene adarb1b, whose product is annotated as adenosine deaminase RNA specific B1b. Gene Ontology annotation, biological process: adenosine to inosine editing; RNA processing. The record is from RefSeq and is a predicted model, not a curated record. The transcript is spliced from 10 exons. Bases 217 to 2460 code for a protein of 747 amino acids. Gene Ontology annotation, molecular function: double-stranded RNA adenosine deaminase activity; tRNA-specific adenosine deaminase activity; adenosine deaminase activity. Gene Ontology annotation, cellular component: cytoplasm; nucleolus. NCBI's taxonomy places the organism in Eukaryota, Metazoa, Chordata, Actinopteri, Synbranchiformes, Synbranchidae.